Metopolophium dirhodum (rose-grain aphid) is the source of this 869-nucleotide messenger RNA. RefSeq lists its product as uncharacterized. The record is from RefSeq and is a predicted model, not a curated record. Bases 108 to 611 code for a protein of 167 amino acids. NCBI's taxonomy places the organism in Eukaryota, Metazoa, Arthropoda, Insecta, Hemiptera, Aphididae. The transcript has 4 exons.
UAAAAAAAAAGUUCUUCAAGGUUGUUUUUAUUGAAUAUAUAAUAUGGUAGGUACUUGUACUCAGUGAAUAAGUUUUGACAAUUUAUUCGUUCGAAACCGCUACUAAGAUGAAGACAUCAAAUGUUUGUGUUCUCGUAAUAUCGGCUUUAGUGGUCCAGGUUUCUUCUGAGGAGGUUACUGAGCUCGAUAAAAUGGCAGUCAAUUUGUUCCAUUCUUUAGUCGAUAUUAUUGAAAUACCAUAUAGAAAAAUUGAAAACAUUGUAAAUCCAACAGAAGCUGGUUUGAAAAAAGAACCAUUUUUAGAGGAUCUUACAAUUAAACUUAAACGGAAGAAAGAAGAAAUUGAAAAGACUUACAUGGAAUCACUAACACCGGACAUUAGAGAAUUGGAAAAGAAGAGAUUAAGCGAAUAUGUCAAUACUUCUCAAAAAAUAGUUAAAUCAAUUCAAGAUACUAAGAAAAUGGCCAGGAGUAUGAUUAAUGCAUAUUUCACCAACCUACCAAAAAAUGUACAGAGCAAAUUAAUUGGGUUGGGACAAGACCUAAAUAAUAUUUUACACAAAUUAAAGGAAUUGUCCAAAAAUGGUUCUUCAGAAGCAAAAAAUAAAUAACUCCACGUAAUCAAAAGUAUUUAUUAAAACCAGCGGAUUAUGGCGUCAAUAUUAUAGAAUCAUUUUAUAUCCUAUGACAAAUGAUAAGUAGUGAUUCAUAUUUGUGUCAUUGUUUUAUUUAUUACAAUUAUUUAUCUACCAACCUGUAUUUUAAUCUAAUAUUCUUCAUUAUUAAACAAAAAAACUAAUAUUAUAUGUAUGUAUAUUGUUAAUAUAUGUUUAUAAGUUAAUAAAUAAUAACUAAUAUACCUAACCUAA